AUGGCCAUCGUUCCUGAAGGUGGGCCGGACGGCAUUGUGCCCUCCGAGAUCACAUCGCACAAUGAGGCGUCAAGGGAGAAAACCACUCCAUCACCGGGGCCCUAUGAUGAGAAGAAUGCCGAUAUCGAAGUCGUGUCUACGGGUCCCGAAUCUGAUUACGAUGAUGCCGCCAAGAUAUAUGUCCCCCAAGACAACGAAGAGUUCAUCGAUCCUCGUCUGAAGGACUACCCGGUCCCUCUGGUCGCGAAGACGGUUGACUUACACAAUGAUUUCAACGAGCCUAUCCUUACCUUCCGUUUCUGGUUCCUAUCUACCUUCUGGGUCGUUAUUGGCUGUGCAAUCUCUGCCAUGUACUACUUCAAGCCGUAUUACCAGACUCUGAGCUCCUACGCGGUCCAAUUGCUGUCAUGGGGCAUGGGGGAUGCGAUGGCCAAGUACCUCCCGAAAAAGACCUAUACUAUUUUCGGGAAAUCAUUCAGUCUGAAUCCAGCUCCCUGGAACGCGAAGGAACAUGCUUUAAUCGUUGUUGCAUACUGGGGUUCUUGCUACGCUGCCUAUGGUCUUGGUCCUUUAUCCGCGCUGGAACUUUACUACGGCCGCAAAAUCAAUGCUGGAUGGGGCAUCUGUUUCUUGUUGACUUCCCAGAUGAUCGGUUAUGCGUUUACGGGCAUAUAUCGUGAUAUCCUGGUCCGUCCACCCAAGAUCUAUUAUCCCGGUGUUCUCCCCAACGUUGCAUUGUUCAACGCCAUGCACAAGAAUCCGUCCGUCACCAAGAAAUCCCUAAAGUUUUUCGCCAUUGUAGCCUGCGCUACCUUCUGCUACCAGUGGAUUCCUGGCUUCAUCUUCCCCCUCCUUUCAUCCCUCCCAUUGUUGUGCUACUUUGGCCACGGGCAAUGGAAGGCGUACUUGAUGGGAUCAGGCUACUAUGGCUUCGGAAUGCUCGACUUCACACUGGAUUGGAAUUACGCGAGCUUUCUCUCCCCCUUGUACACGCCACUGUGGGCCAAUGCGCAUCAGAUAGCUGGAGCCAUCUUCUGCUGCUGGCUUCUGUACCCGAUCAUGUACUUCACCAACACGAUCAACUCGCAGAAUUACCCACCAAUGUCGUCCGGUACCUUCGAUCUCACCGGGCAGACUUAUAACAUCACUCGCAUACUCACGCCUGAGUAUACCCUGAACCAGACGGCAAUGGACGCCUACUCUCCUCCUCGCUGGUCCACAUCAUACGCCAUGUACUUCUUCUUUGGAUUCGCCGCUUCCACGGCCGCCUUGGCCUACUCGAUCCUCUGGUAUGGUAAGGACUCAUACAUUGCAUUCCGCGAUGCGCUCAAGAACGUUCGAGACGACUACAACGAUCCAUACCUGAAGCUCAUGAGCCGUACCGAAAGGGUUCCUCACUGGUGGUACAUCGCGCUCUUGGUUCCUUGCUUGGCCUUGUCUCUCGGCUGCAUCUACGGCGCGGAAAUGGGUCUGCCGUGGUGGGGAUUCAUCGUCAUCACGCUUGUUUCGGUAAUUUGCACUUUCCCGAAUGGUAUCCUCUGGGGUGUCGCCAAUGUGCAGGUUGGGAUGGCCUUUCUUUCAGAGCUCAUGGCCGGUGCAAUGUUCCCCGGGAACCCGACGGCCGUCCUUACAUGCAUGACCUACGGCCGACAGAUUCUGGAGCAGAACCUCAAUCUGACAUCGGAUUACAAGUUUGGUUUCUACAUGAAGAUCCCAGAGAAGGAAAUGUUCUGGGGCCAAGUCUACGGAACUUUGUUGGGUCCGUUCGUCAAUUACGGCAUCAUGCGUCUGGUUAUAGAUCACAUUGGCAAGGAUACCCUGAUUGGAAAGAUGGACUCGAACGCGUGGCUUGCUCUGAAGACAAAGAGUUACUAUUCUCUCUCUGUGCUUUGGGGUGUCCUGGGCCCCAAGGUGCUCUUCAGCAAAGGCUCCCCCUACAGCUGGAUUUACUACUCCUUCCUUAUCGGUCCCGCCCUGGUAGCCAUCACCUACGUUGUCCACAAGUACAAGCCAGGCUGGAACAUCGAGACGCGUUGCAACAUGACGAUGAUUCUCUAUGGCGGGACCAUCUUCCCUGUCUACGAGACGACGAACCUCAUGACAUCUGCUAUACUGUCUCUGGUAUUCAUGGGAUACAUACUUCGAGUACACCCUGUCUGGUUCCGAAAGUACAACUAUUUAUUGGGCACUGGUCUCGACUGUGGGACCCAGGUUUGUGCCACAAUCAUCAUGUUCGCUAUCAACUUGCCUGGUGCCACAAUGCCAGGUUGGUGGGGCAAUAAUGCCGACUACACCGAUCUUUGCUACCCACCAUCCACCCUGCCGCCAAAUGCACUGAACUGA
Molecule: messenger RNA, 2343 nt
Organism: Diaporthe amygdali
Lineage: Eukaryota; Fungi; Ascomycota; Sordariomycetes; Diaporthales; Diaporthaceae
Product: oligopeptide transporter 6
Exons: 9
Coding region: 1-2343 (780 amino acids)
Biological process (GO): transmembrane transport
Molecular function (GO): oligopeptide transmembrane transporter activity
Source: RefSeq, a predicted model, not a curated record